Gymnogyps californianus (California condor) is the source of this 3064-nucleotide messenger RNA. RefSeq names its product solute carrier family 35 member D2 (gene SLC35D2). The transcript has 12 exons. Gene Ontology annotation, molecular function: antiporter activity; GDP-fucose transmembrane transporter activity. Gene Ontology annotation, cellular component: Golgi apparatus. The record is from RefSeq and is a predicted model, not a curated record. Lineage: Eukaryota; Metazoa; Chordata; Aves; Accipitriformes; Cathartidae. The coding region runs from base 1 to 999 and encodes 332 amino acids.
AUGAGUGCCGGGAAGGCCGCGGGGGAGGCGGCGGGCGCCGCCGCGCCCUCGGCGCUGCCCAGGGUGCUCUCAGCCCUCUUCUACGGGACGUGCUCCUUCCUCAUCGUGCUCGUCAACAAGGCCCUGCUCAGCGCCUACAGCUUCCCAUCACCAAUGUUUCUUGGAAUUGGACAGAUGGCAGCCACUAUACUUAUCUUGUAUGUGUCAAAAUUAAAUAAGAUUGUUCACUUCCCUGAUUUUGACAAAAGUAUACCUGUGAAGUUGUUUCCUCUGCCUCUGAUUUAUGUUGGAAACCACAUAAGUGGAUUAUCAAGUACCAGCAAACUCAGUUUGCCGAUGUUUACAGUGCUCAGGAAGUUUACCAUUCCACUUACUUUACUGCUGGAAAUCAUCAUACUUGGGAAACGAUACCCACUGAGUAUUAUAGUCAGCGUAUUUGCCAUCAUUCUUGGGGCUUUCAUAGCAGCUGGGUCUGAUCUGUCUUUUAAUCUGGAGGGCUACACCUUUGUAUUGCUAAAUGAUAUCUUCACAGCGGCAAAUGGAGUUUACACAAAGCAGAAAAUCGAUCCAAAGGAGUUGGGAAAAUAUGGUGUCCUUUUCUAUAAUGCUUGUUUCAUGGUGGUUCCAACAGUUAUUAUUAGCUUUUCCACUGGAGACUUUCAGCAGGCAACACAUUUCCAGCACUGGACAAAUUUUUUAUUUGUCUUUCAAUUUAUUCUUUCCUGCUUGUUGGGGUUUCUCUUGAUGUAUUCUACUGUCCUAUGCAGUCAUUACAAUUCUGCGCUCACAACGACAGUAGUUGGUGCGAUUAAGAAUAUAUCCAUCGCUUACAUCGGAAUGUUGAUUGGUGGAGAUUAUAUAUUCUCCGUGUUAAACUUUAUAGGGCUAAAUAUUUGUAUGGCAGGAGGACUGAGAUACUCGUUUUUAACCUUAAGAGGAAACAGCAAGCCUACGCAACCUGGGGAUGAAGAGAAUGCACUUCCUGAGUCAAAGAGUUAGCCAAAAUGCCUGUCUUGAAAGAGGCUGAAGAUACAAGUUUGUUUAGCAUUGCUGAGAACUUAAAUAAGUAUAUGCUGGAACAUAUUUGGAGCAAGAAAAAAAAUCUACCUCAGUUGCCACAGAUGUGCACACAAUUCAUUGGUUCAGAAAUAUUCUUGCACGCCAUGUUUUCUACAUGUGGACAAGUUUAAUUUUAGCUUUUUUUACACCAUGAGCUAAUCUAUAGGAAGGAAUGCCAUGAGCAAAUCUCAAGUUGUAAAUUUCUUCAUUUGCCUGUAUUUUGGUGCUAUUUGUACUCAACAAGAUCUGUGAGUUCUGUUUCAGUAUCUGCCAGUACUCUCUGAGGCAAAACUCCUUGUAAAGAUUAUGAGGCUUGUUUCACCAUUGCCUUAUGCCAUAUGCAAUCUUUGAUAUCAGUGAAGAGAUGAAAGAUGCUAGUGAUUCAGAAUGAUGCCAAGUAUGCAUUUCCUCUUGUGUAAGUGAUGUAGAGUGUAUGGGACAAAGAGGAGAUGUGCCCUCAGAUUGUUCCCUGUGUAAGUGUUGACUAAAGAAUUCAGGAUUUGGCCUAAUGUGUUCAGUAUACAUUGUGUAGACAUUCUCUCUCAAUCUUUUCCUCACCCUCAAUAACAUCAUGGUGUUCUGCUGCAAUUGUCACUAUUGUUGUAAGUGAACCCUCAUAACUUUGCUGCAGGAUCAAGGAGAGAAGGAAAUUGAGAGAGGCUUUUUUUAAUAUUUAAAAAUAUUUUUGUGUGUGUGAGCCAGUACCAAGCAGGUGAUUAGGAGAGAUAACAAAGGUAAAUCCAUUUUUGUUUAGGUACAUUCAUCUUUUUAUAUCACAGUCCCCUCCUCUGAUGUUUUGUCUAUAACUACCUUUUAAUGCUGCAGAGAAGUGAUGCUACUAUGUACACACUACAAGAGGGGAAACUGAUAGAUAUAUGGAAGACUAACUUGUGUUUAAAUGAAGAGAAAGGAUCAGUGUCCUAUUGUGUCUUAUAUAUGCAGUAAAAGCUUGUCUGGUGCUAGUUUAUGCUUAAAAUUCGGAGCAAGGAAUCAUAACAAGCCCAGGGGGUUGCUACAGUGGGCAAGGCUGGUCCAGUGGUUAAAAAAAAGGUCCAGAAUGUGGUGGUCUGGGUUCAUCUGGGACAUCAAUGGCACCACUCUGUAUCUUUAUUUUCUUCUCUGAAAAUACAGUUGAAAAUGCUUACCUGUUUCUCUGAGGAUAUAGUGUUAAUCUGUGAAAACACGGUAGAAGCAUUGCAGCGCUGGAAGACAGCAGAGUAAUUAAUCUUGUUGAAGUUCUCAAGUCCCUGCAAGCAUGAGCCAAGAUUUUUUAAAAUAGUCAAAUCAAAAGAAGACUUUGGAAGACCUUGACAUGGAACCACGGUGGUCUAAUGACUUGUUUGAUCCCCGCUUGAAUUAAAAUACAUCUAAAUCUGAAAAGCAUUGCUCUGUGUGUAACACGUGAAUGACCCGACUGGAUUAGAUCUAAGAAACAUGUGAGUAGCUCACACCAGAAGCUUCAGGGAAUGACUGGGCUGCCCACUGCCUGCGUGGGUCUGAAUGGCAAGAGGAGCAGUGACUGCAGAUACUAGAAGUGGAAUUUAAGGGCACAGUCAAAGUGGAAACAGAAGUCUGAGCUAUCCAGUUUCUCACAGCUGGCUAAGAGAUGUGACUUCCAUUUUCUACCUAUUGAAGAGACAGGGAGGGAAAGGGUUGCUGCAAAUAUUUUAGAGAGAGCUUCUGUUUUUAAAAAUUUCCUUUAUACUUAAAAAGCCUUCAAUAUUUUUGAGUGUAUUCUUUCAUAGGACUCCUCUUUCUCCAGAUCAUCUCUACCUCCAGAACCCUAAUUAUUGAACCUCAACUCUCUGCAGUGGGACAAGGCAUUGGAAGGUUUUCAUUAAUUACAAAAAGAUUAUGAGAGCCAUUUGAUUGCAAUACUGAUGGACACACAAUGGCACCUGCUAAGUAAGAUGUAGUUCCCACAAAGGAACAGCUACUGUAUGCAUUUAAUUAAUUAAUAUUUUGCUGUACCUUUUAUAAAUAAAGAGAUACAGAUUAUGGUUUU